CCGCCCCGGUGCCGCCGGCGGAGCCAGCGCGGAUCGGCCCAGCAUGGAGGGGACCCUGCUCCGCCUCGCCGCCGCCUGCUGCCUCCUCUGCGCCCUGCCAGGAGAGGGACAGAAGACAGCAGAGAUCUCAGUGACACCAUCGCCUUCUCUUAGCACAGUGCUAACUUCGCAUCAGCCAAAGGAAGCCUCUGACUUCAGUCCUGUGACUGCUGCCAUUCCUGAGACAAUCCUGGAGAAAAAUUUGACUACUUCAACACACAAUGCCAGUGGCAACAACGCUACAGAGAUGGAGAAUGCCUCCAUCCCUACCACCCCCGUGGUAGUCAGCGAGACAGAGAGACUGCAGGCUUCCGCCACUGCCAGCCCUAGGAAUGUCACAGUUACACAGCAUGAGCACCACAAUGUGAGCUUCUCACUCAACAGCGGCACUGAAAUCCCCUCCCCUACCCCAACUGCCAGUACUCUAGAAGAAAACCAGCACAACCACGAAGUUACGGAGCCUUCCAGCACAACUGAAGAAGAAGAUGAUGCCAACAGUGCAACCCCCACACCUUCUCUCAACAGUGUAUUGGGUGAGGGUUUGUCUUUACUGCCUGUGCAGAAAGUCCUGACCCCAGGGUGCACAACCUGGAAACUUCUGAACUUUCUUGGGAGCUGGAGAGAGGGAGAAAAGGGGAAUGAGCCAUUGCACGCAACAACUAACAGCUCUCAGCUGGGGUCUUUUGAUGGGCAGACCAUGCGACCCACAGCAGCAAGACCUGAAACGAGGCCAGGAACAAGCCCUGUGGGUGCCACAGAGGAGAGCUCCGUGGAGCCCAGAACCUCGUCUGCUCCCAUCUCCACGGUAGGGAGCACGUCCUCUGCUACCACCUCCAGUACUGUGACGGUGGGAACCCCUGUGACAAGCUCCACACCUACCAGCACAGCUGCCAUCCCCGGCGGCACAUCUACGCUGGAGCAGCCAUUAGAGCCCAUUCACGAGAAAGCUUCUGUCUUGGAUGUUGGCGAUGAUGAAAAUCCAGAGCUACCCAGUUCUCCUUUGGCUGAUACAACAAGGGCUGAUCCCUUGGUAAUCUCCGUGAUCUCCGUCUUCAUUGUCGUGGUGGGCGUCCUAGGCCUGGUGGGCUUCUUGAGAUAUCGCCAGCACAACAGCCGCGUGGAGUUCCGACGCCUGCAGGACCUGCCUAUGGAUGACAUGAUGGAGGACACCCCUCUCUCACUCUACAGCUACUAGGCAACCAGGCUGUCCUCUGCCUGGCCGGCUGAACUUCCCAGAGGAGAAGGCCUUAAGGACUUGGUCCCAGAUGAUCUGCUGAGGAAUGAGGGCCUGUGAUUUGCACACAACUGAAAGAUCCUUUUAAGAUGGCUUUUGGUUUUAGACAUUUUAAACAGUUCAGUGUUGAAGGUUUUAUGCUGGAAAUCACAGAGCAAGUCUGGCCCUUUUCCUCCAGGCUCUCCUCGAAACAGUGCCCUGAAGACAUGCCUCCUCCUUUUAGUGUGGUGACAAAUUAGCCAAGACAACCUUUGCCAUCGUGUUGUGCAUGGAUCUCUCCUGUCCCUCUUGGCGCUGCUGCUUUCAAAGGAGGUGGGCAAGUGAUCCAUACAAGAGCUUUUAACACUGGUGGUGUCGGUACAGCGCUAGCAAAGGAGACUGCUGUUUUCUGAGGGAGCCAAGGAUGUGGAAGUCAGUUCUCAAGGGCUCCCUCUUGUUCUGUGUUUUUUAAGGUUAUUUGUUUUGGGUUUUUUUUCUUGCACUUUUUUUGUUCCUGUUUCAGCUUUAGUCCUGGGAUCAGCACUGACCAUCCUGAAAUACUUACCAGGAGGAUGACAGGCUGCCCUGCUUCCUUCCUACACGCAUACCUUUUCUCUUUAACCAGGGGAAACAGUUUUGUGGCCAUUAGAGAAGUGCCCUUGCUACUUGAUGUUGCUUUGAAGUUGCUGGGAGGAAAAUGAGCAUAAUUUUAGCUUAACAGGGCUUGAUAGGACUUAGUCUAUUGCCAAUUAGACACACUAAUUUGGUCUCACCCAAAUUAGGAAACUGUCUCCCUAUAAUUCAUGCUUUUGGCAUAUGCAUAAACUCCUUGCCCAGGCUCAGUAAAUGC
This is a messenger RNA of Cuculus canorus (common cuckoo), 2102 nucleotides long. RefSeq lists its product as uncharacterized. The record is from RefSeq and is a predicted model, not a curated record. The transcript is spliced from 5 exons. The coding region runs from base 44 to 1234 and encodes 396 amino acids. Lineage: Eukaryota; Metazoa; Chordata; Aves; Cuculiformes; Cuculidae.